UGCAUGUAUUCAAGGCUGUCAUUACUCAUCGGGGCGGGUGUUUCCGGUUCUUCCUAAUGGCUUGUUUUUAGUGGAUGGGGUAUCUAUCAAAUCUUUCUUAAUCCGUAAUGGACAGUCAAGGCAGAAACGUUGUCGUUUGUGACAACGGUACCGGAUUUGUAAAAUGUGGUUAUGCAGGUUCUAACUUUCCAACAUUCCUUUUCCCCUCACUGGUGGGGCGACCCAUCAUUCGGUCACAAACCAAAAUAAUGGACAUUGAAGUCAAGGAUUUGAUGGUUGGUGAGGAAGCAAGUAAACUACGAUCUAUGUUAGAAGUAAACUAUCCAAUGGAAAAUGGUAUUGUUCGCAGCUGGGAUGAUAUGAUACAUUUGUACGAUCACACAUUUGGUAAAGACAUGAUGAACAUUGAUCCCAAAAAUACCAGAAUACUGCUUACAGAACCACCCAUGAAUCCCGUGAAAAAUAGAGAAAAAAUGGUAGAGACAAUGUUUGAGAAAUACCAGUUCCACAGUGUGCAUGUAGCUAUACAGGCUGUUUUAACAUUGUAUGCACAAGGUUUAUUAACGGGUGUUGUAGUAGAUUCUGGUGAUGGUGUAACACAUAUCUGUCCUGUCUAUGAAGGUUUUUCUUUACCUUUUUUAACCCGAAGAUUAGAUAUUGCAGGUCGAGAUAUCACUAGAUACCUUAUCAAGUUAUUGUUAUUGCGCGGUUAUGCCUUUAAUCAUUCAGCUGAUUUUGAGACUGUGAGAAUGAUGAAAGAAAAAUUAUGUUAUGUAGCUUAUGAUGUAGAACAAGAACAAAAAUUAGCCUUAGAAACAACUGUUUUAGUAGAACCUUAUACACUUCCUGAUGGUCGAGUUAUUAAAGUUGGUGGUGAAAGGUUUGAAGCCCCAGAAGCUUUAUUCCAGCCUCAUCUUAUAAAUAUAGAAAGUUUAGGUGUAGCUGAAUUACUGUUCCAGACUAUACAGUCUGCAGAUAUAGAUACACGUCCAGAGUUUUAUAAACAUAUUGUAUUAUCUGGAGGUUCAUCUAUGUAUCCUGGUUUACCUUCACGAUUAGAACGAGAGAUGAAACAGUUAUAUCUUGAAAGAAUAUUAAAAGGCAAUGCAGAAAAAUUAUCGAAAUUUAAAAUCAGAAUAGAAGAUCCCCCUCGAAGAAAACAUAUGGUAUUUUUAGGUGGUUCCGUAUUGUCUGAUAUUAUGAAAGACAAAGAUGAGUUUUGGAUGACACGACAGGAAUAUGAGGAACAAGGAAUUAGAGUCCUAGAUAAAUUACUUAAACCAAUGAGUGCAUAAGAUGUAUAUAUUGUUUAAUUUCAUCAUGUGUAUUCAUUCUAUAGACUUCAAACAUUGACAAAUUUACACAGUCUAGGUUAAAUAUUAACCCAAAUUCCAGUUUGAUUUCAGAUUGCUUUUAUAUUGACUUGCAGUGGGGCAGGUGGUUUGUAAUUAUAGCUUAUGCUAAUAUAACAUUUAGUUCUGUAUGUUGAUAAACUAAACGUAAUUCAGAUCUAUAAAACUAAGCCCAAGGAAAACACAUCAAUAAUUAACACCUGUCAUGUUUUAAUUCUAAUGGUAUCAAAAUUUGCUCUGUCACUGACACUAGUUUUACCAGUAUUGUUUAAUACUAAUUCUGCUGAAGUGAUCUCAUCCAGUAAUUUGAACAAAUUUACGGUGUGGAUUUGAUUGUUAAUGAUUAUUUAUUUGUUAAAAAUAUGACUACCAAUUCUUUCAUUUUGUGUAAAUUGAAUUUGCCAAAUUUUUUUUCUGAAUGUUUGAUAAACAUACAUCUUGGUUUUCAUAAGCAUGUUACUAUCCAAAUCUGUAAACCACCUAAAAUUGCUAAACUGUUAAUCAAAAAAACUGAAAUAAGCUAUUAAAAUUUUAAGUUUGCACCAGAACGAAAAACCAAAUUGCAAUAUUUUGUGAAGGAGAAAUAUUUUGUAAUUAAUUUUGUUAUAGUUAUAUCUACUUCUGUUAUAUAUUUAUUUUAUAUACUUAACUUAAAAUAUAGAGACUUAUAUCAUGAACAGUAACACUGUAAUAUUUUAUUUAAUUAAAUAACUGGUUAUAAAGUAGCUCUUUAUGUAGUAGCUUUGUUGAAUAUAAUAAAUUACUCUAGAAUUAUUUUUCAUAGAUUUAACCAUUUUUUCCCCUAUUUUUGAGUUCUAACCAAAAGAAUUUUAUAUUUUUAUUAUUUGCCUAAAGUAUUAUUUAUAUUUUGCUCGCUUUCCAUGAAAGAUUUUAAUAUGUAAAAAUGUUAGUAUAUGAUCAAAUUGUAUGAAAAAUGGUGCUUGAAACCAAUAUUCCCUAGCCAACAUUUGUCUUAAUUUCAUCAACAGUUGCAAUCAUAAAUAUAUAUAAAUUUAUUGGAAAAUGUAUCCAAAUUACCAGAAAAAUUACAUCUUUUUGGAUACUUUAAGAAACUAAUUUUGCAAGUCUACAAAGUUUAAUGUAUUUACGAUUAUGUAUCAUUCUUGCAAUAUGGUGAAACAGGCACCUGCAUUAUUUAGUGAAGUAUACAUGUGUGCUAAAAUAAUAAUGUCCAGCUUAGUAUAAUUACCUUGAUUAAUUUAUUGUGGGUUUAUAAGGCAAUUUAAGACUAUAAUUUUCCAGGGUCAUAAAGAUGGGAACAUCUAUUUUAAAAGAUAAAUUUCAUGUAUGAAAAUUGUUACCCUUCUUUCAAAAAGAUUUAGAUCAGUCUGAAAUCAGACACCAAUGAAUCAAAUGUAAAAAAAAAAUAUUGUACAGGUCAAAAGGUCACUCUUUAUGAUAUUUCCAUAAACAUUUCAAUUGUAAAUAAUUUAUACACAUGUAGCAAAAAAUCAUUUGAUCAUUUUACUGGGAUCAAUUCAUGAUUUGUUUGUUUUGUGAUGGGAGUAAAUCAUUUGUACAUACAGAGUAGUAUGUUCUUACAGAUGACAAGUAUUGUAUAUGGUUAUGUAAUAUAAUGCACAUAUUGCAAAUAAAAUACAUCUAUAAAAUA
Patella vulgata (common limpet) is the source of this 2985-nucleotide messenger RNA. Its product is annotated as actin-related protein 2. Gene Ontology annotation, cellular component: Arp2/3 protein complex; actin cortical patch. The record is from RefSeq and is a predicted model, not a curated record. Lineage: Eukaryota; Metazoa; Mollusca; Gastropoda; Patellidae. The transcript is spliced from 8 exons. Gene Ontology annotation, molecular function: actin filament binding. Gene Ontology annotation, biological process: Arp2/3 complex-mediated actin nucleation. Bases 108 to 1295 code for a protein of 395 amino acids.